CGCGGUUGUGUUCGUUGGCUGCUGGCUAGCUAUCUGGCUGGUUGUCUGACGGUCUGUUUGUCGGCCAAUGAUCGACGUCUGCAGCCGGCGACCGUGUCCGGAGUCUGUGACUGUGUGGAGCCGUAAGAAAAGAACUAGACAACACAUCUCGAAUCCCUAGUCUUGUGUGCUGGUCGAAUCCUCCCUUAGAACUUCAAAAUGGGUCAUCACGGAGGCUCAAGCGGCGAUGCCUUCUGGAAGGAUUUCCUCAUUGGAGGCACCGCGGCGGCGAUUUCGAAAACAGCUGUGGCCCCCCUUGAGCGUGUCAAGCUCUUACUACAAGUUCAGGAUGCGUCAAAACAGAUCGCCAAGGACAAAAUGUACAAAGGCAUGAUGGACUGCUUCGUCCGUAUUCCCAAGGAGCAAGGAGUGAUCUCAUUUUGGCGCGGAAACUGGGCCAACAUCAUUCGAUACUUCCCCACACAGGCGCUCUCAUUCGCCUUCAAAGAUCGUUAUCAAAAAAUGUUCCUCGCCGGAGUCGAUAAGGACAAGCAGUUCUGGAGGUACUUCGCGGGCCAGUUGGCCGCAGGUGGGGCAGCGGGAGGUACGUCGUUGUGUUUCGUGUAUCCUCUCGAUUUCGCGAGAACGCGUCUGGGAGCCGACGUCGGCAAGGCGGCUGCGGAACGGGAAUUCAAAGGCCUCGGAGAUUGCUUAGCGAAAAUCUAUAGAACCGAUGGCUUCAUCGGACUCUACCGAGGCUUCAACGUGUCCCUCCAGGGAAUCAUCAUCUACCGUGCCGCCUACUUCGGCUUCUUCGACAUGUCGAAGCAGUACAUGCCAAAUCCGAAAGAUAUACCCGUUUACCUCUCGUUCAGUAUCGCCUUUGUGGUGACAACGGCCGCCGAGAUCAUUGCGUAUCCGUUCGACACCGUUCGGAGACGUCUCAUGAUGCAGUCAGGACUCAAACAAGAGGAACUUCUCUAUCGGGGAACUGUCGAUUGUUGGAAGAAGAUCGCAGCCAACGAAGGAGGGACCGCAUUCUUCAAGGGUGCUUUCUCGAACAUGGUUCGUGGAGUAGGCUCCGCCCUGGUUUUAGUUUUGUACGACGAAUUCAAAAAGCUCAUGUAAUUCGUGAUGUUCGUAAGGAAUUAGCGGCGAGAACGCUCAAGCAGUCCGCGUUUGGGACUCACGGGCUUCACCCGUGAGCGCGCUGCGGGCGCCCGAGAGAGUGAAUGGGGUUGCAAGAGCUCGAGAGUAUUCGUCUCGAGCAUCGUGCAUCGAAUGCAUCGCUCAAUUCGUCAAUUUGUAAUGGCACCGUCGCGAAGGCUGGGAUAAGAAUUUUUAUGUUCGAGACUUCUUCGACAGCUCUCCCUUUGGGGAAAUCAGAUUCUACCAAAUCACAAAUGACCAUUGCGAAUAAAUGAAAAUGUCCCGACGGUUA
Messenger RNA from Galendromus occidentalis (western predatory mite), 1420 nucleotides. Its product is annotated as ADP/ATP translocase 2. Gene Ontology annotation, molecular function: ATP:ADP antiporter activity. The record is from RefSeq and is a predicted model, not a curated record. Gene Ontology annotation, cellular component: mitochondrial inner membrane. Bases 199 to 1107 code for a protein of 302 amino acids. Gene Ontology annotation, biological process: mitochondrial ATP transmembrane transport; mitochondrial ADP transmembrane transport; negative regulation of mitochondrial outer membrane permeabilization involved in apoptotic signaling pathway. The transcript is spliced from 3 exons. Lineage: Eukaryota; Metazoa; Arthropoda; Arachnida; Mesostigmata; Phytoseiidae.